Prunus armeniaca (apricot) is the source of this 1932-nucleotide messenger RNA. The record is from the annotation of a GenBank genome assembly. NCBI's taxonomy places the organism in Eukaryota, Viridiplantae, Streptophyta, Magnoliopsida, Rosales, Rosaceae.
AUGGAGCUUGUGAGAGGCGAUUUCCAGCGAGUGCAUUGCGGCGUUGUAGGAGAUUUCCGGCGAGUGUUUGCGAAGGCAGAGCGAUUUCCGGCGACUUCCACCACCGUGCAAAACAAGAUGUCAGACACCGAAUCAGACUAUAGUCGUAGCCCAAGAGCGUUUGAUGGAGAAUCGGCAUUGGCGAGCUCGACCGCAGGGCUUGAUAGUGCAGAUUUUGAGGAGACCGAGGGAAGAGAAGUCACGGAGGUGUCUACCGAUACGGGGAGCACUUCGAGUGUGGAAGUAGUGGGGGCUGACGACGCCCACCCAUCGACAUUUGAUCAUCGAAUGGGAGAGGCCGAGGCCAAUGUGUUGGUUGCUGAUCCUAGGGAAUCGGUAAAGAUGCGGAUCCCAGGGCCGUUAGAAUCGCUGGGCAAUCCGAAGAGAGAGGUGGUCUUCUUCACGGAUGUCUUCAAGCACGGGCUUAGGUUGCCGCUGAGACAUUCGGUACAGAAGAUCCUGGCAGCGAUCGGCUACGCCCCUGGGCAGUUUAAUCCAAAUUUUUGGAUUACACUCUUGGGGACGGUCACGACCUUCAACAUAGCUGGUGAUGGGGAGCAUAGCUAUGAGCAAUUCGCCCAUCUAUACAGUGUGACGAGGGCGAAGAGCGCCGAUCAAGGGGGGUGGGUGCAGUUGAACUAUUUGUCGGCGGGGCAGAAGGGGCACUUCGUAGUCGUGGUGUCGACCUCGCAGAAGACCUGGCGUCGGCGUCGGGUGUUAGUGUCCGGAGCUUGGGAAUCGGCGCCAGGAGUGAUUGUAGAGAGGCAUAUCCCCACUUCCUUCCAGACAGUCGGUAGGCCCAUGGGGUGCCUGUCCUUGAAACGGCCGAUCGCUACGAAGAGGGAGAUAAAAGUGAUCAAGCGCGUUCGGUCAAGAAUAGCUGAGAAGGGUCGUGUGCACAAGGCUCUGCUAGACUACAAGAACCUAUUCAAAGCGGGUCUGAUCAGUGAGCCAGAGUACCUCCGAAGGAAGGAGGAAGAAGAGGAAGAGAGGCAAAGUAAUGGCAAGAGAGUGGGCAAUGUCCGAAGCGACGAGGAAGACACUCGAGUCGCGAGGCCGAAGACGAAGCCACCUCGCCAGGCCAAGGGUGCAUCGGCACAGGAGGGCACGCCGGGCGAUCGGCGGCGGGAGAGAAGGGUGGCGGAGGCCGACCUGAUCCGGGAGGCCCAUCUCCAGGUGACCGGAAAAAGGGUGAUUGAGGGUGCCCUCGAUGUGACCCCUCUACCGAAGAGGCCAAGGGGGCCGAAUGAGGAAGCAGCCAUCCUCGUGUCAGACGAGGAGGAUGCCGAAGCGGAGCCGGUGAACAUCACCUGCCCUCGAAAGGUGGCUGGACGUGCCUUCCACCUCCAAGCUACCGCUAACAUGGAGAUGUGGCUUAGCAUGAAGCGGGCUAUCAAUGCAGCCGAGCACGUCCAGAAGAAGCUGGCGAAGGUCGAAAGGGCGGCAAUGGAUGCCGAAGAGGCGAGGGCGAAGGCAGAAGAGGCAAAGGAGGCCGAGCGUCGGUCUCGGGCAACGGAGUUGGAGACGGCCAAGAAACAGGCCAUAGCUGAGUACCGAAACUCGCCGGAGUUCGUGGCAUUACUGGACAAGGAGGUGAUGGAGCAAUGCGAGGAUCUCAUCUACCGGUUCAAGCGCUUUAAUGCUGAUAAAAAACUGAACCUGAACUUCGUUCGGGAUCCGCCGCCGUUGCCCGAGAGGGUAACCGAGGACAUGGUCGAGGCGUACCUCGAGGCGUACCUCGAGGAGGAUGCCGAGGUCGAUUCCUUGAGUGGCUCAGAAUCGGACGGUCAGGAGGAAGAAUCGACUUCCCCUGCCGAGCAGUUGAGUGCCCGAGACGAUGAGGGGCCAGCACCCCCCGCUUCUGCUACCGAGGUCGAUCCUCCAACUCCUUGA